AUGUUGGCCGGUCACUUUGCCCAUUGUGACUGUGAGCAGUGUAGUCCGUUGGCCACCACCUUGCUGUUACUGGAAAUCGACGAACAGCCCGUGGAUUGUGACGAGAUACGUCGCCUCCGAGAAGAGCAGGAAGCCCGCGUAUACGACAAGCUUCGGAAGUGCCGCUUUGACCAUGAGACCCAGGGCGUCCUCGAAGCUAUCCAAGCUCGAUUCAAAGGCCGAGCCUCUUUCUUCACUCCCACUGAAAUCGAAAUCGUGUGGUAUGCCUGGGAAUUCACCGCCAACUCCUCCUUGCACCCAGCCCCGGAGUCCUGGCUCUCGCUUAUCCUGAUCGCUGUGUUCACUCCGCUUCUUUUGGGUAACCCGGGCCGCGAUGCAUUUGUGUUUAUGCCAUCAAUCUCCUCCGAAGAUGAUAUCACUGCAUCAGUCUCCCUGAAGCAAACAGUGUCCUUCAUGGUUGGUGUUCAAGCCCGUGCCCGUCUCCUUGCCGUCACCCAUUCCUCACCAGGUGGUAUUUUCGAAAUGAAAUGGUCUCAGUCCAGCAUCUGUGGUCAGUACCUGCUUCAACGCCAAAUUCCAUACCCGCCGAACCACCACCAGCGGAAAAAGGCGUGGAACGAAUGGGCUAUGUUCUGGUUGAGAGGUUAG
Penicillium canariense is the source of this 648-nucleotide messenger RNA. RefSeq lists its product as uncharacterized. The transcript has a single exon. Lineage: Eukaryota; Fungi; Ascomycota; Eurotiomycetes; Eurotiales; Aspergillaceae. The coding region runs from base 1 to 648 and encodes 215 amino acids. The record is from RefSeq and is a predicted model, not a curated record.